Molecule: messenger RNA, 6270 nt
Organism: Peromyscus leucopus (white-footed mouse)
Lineage: Eukaryota; Metazoa; Chordata; Mammalia; Rodentia; Cricetidae
Gene: Slco4c1
Product: solute carrier organic anion transporter family member 4C1
Exons: 13
Coding region: 155-2332 (725 amino acids)
Biological process (GO): sodium-independent organic anion transport; transmembrane transport
Cellular component (GO): membrane
Molecular function (GO): protein binding
Source: RefSeq, a predicted model, not a curated record
AGCUGCGGUGGCCACGAUGUGCCAGCAGGGGAGGGCCCGGAGGCGGAGACUGGUCCGGCACUAGGGCGCUGUCACCUGCCCAGAGGCGGAGCCAGGAAAGAAACCAGCCUUUGGCUGAUCUCAGACACUGGAGUCCAGAGAACCCUUCUUGACCAUGCAGAGCGCCAAAGGAAUUGAGAACCCGGCUUUCGUCCCUUCCAGCCCGGACACCCCACGCCGUGCGUCUGCUUCUCCCUCCCAGGUGGAGGUCUCUGCUGUGACCUCCAGGAAUCAGAAUGGGGAUUCUCAGCCUCGGGAAUCUGAGGAGCCCCAGAAGUCGUCUGAGCCAUCUCUGCCUUCUUCAACUCCUCCAGCUUCGGAGGAGCCGCCGGGGUCACAGCUAUGCGAACUAGAGGAGGGACCUUGCGGGUGGAGGGACUUCCACCCCAGGUGUCUCCAGCUCUGCAACACUCCCCAAGGCUUUCUGCUUCACUACUGCCUCUUGGCCCUCACGCAAGGUGUUGUUGUAAAUGGCCUAGUAAACAUUAGCAUUUCCACCAUCGAGAAGCGCUAUGAAAUGAAGAGCUCACUGACCGGUUUGAUAUCAUCCAGUUACGAUAUCUCCUUCUGCGUUUUGUCUUUAUUUGUAUCGUUCUUCGGUGAGAGAGGACACAAACCUCGCUGGCUUGCGUUUGCAUCUUUCAUGAUAGGGCUGGGAGCUCUGGUCUUUUCCUUGCCACACUUUUUCAGUGGAAAAUAUGAAUUGGGAUCCGUCUUUGAAGAUACUUGCUUAACAGCAAGGAAUGACACCGGAUGUGAGUCCUCCACCUCUUUGCUGUCUAACUACUUGUAUGUCUUUGUCCUGGGACAACUGUUGCUUGGAACUGGAGGAACUCCACUCUACACCCUGGGAACAGCCUUUAUUGAUGACUCUGUGCCCACACACAAAUCUUCUCUGUAUAUAGGAAUUGGAUACUCUAUGUCAAUCUUAGGUCCUGCCAUUGGCUAUGUGUUGGGUGGACAGCUGUUGACAAUGUACAUUGAUGUUGAAAUGGGACAAAGUUCUGAUGUCACUGAGGAUGAUCCACGGUGGUUGGGUGCUUGGUGGAUUGGAUUUCUUUUAGCUUGGAUCUUUGCUUGGUCUUUGAUAAUACCUUUCUCCUGCUUUCCAAAACAUUUACCAGGAACAGCAAAAAUUCAAGCUGGCAAAAUUUCCCAGACUCAUCAGCAUAGUAGUACUUCCUUCCAACAUACAGAUGAAAAUUUUGGAAAAAGUAUUAAAGAUUUUCCAACUGCUGUGAAGAAUUUGUUGAGGAAUACUGUGUUUAUAUGUUUAGUUCUAUCCACUACUUCUGAAGCACUAAUUACUACAGGAUUUGCAACGUUUUUACCCAAAUUUAUAGAAAAUCAGUUUGGAAUGACAUCCAGCUUUGCAGCUAUCCUUGGAGGAGCUGUUUUAAUCCCUGGAGCUGCUCUUGGUCAAAUCUUAGGUGGUGUUCUUGUUUCAAAGUUCAAAAUGAAGUGUAAAAAUACGAUGAAGUUUGCGUUGUUUACAUCUGGAGUAGCACUUGUGCUGAGUUUUGUAUUUAUUUAUGCAAAAUGUGAAAAUGAGCCAUUUGCUGGUGUUUCUGAAUCAUAUAAUGGAACAGGAGAACUGGGGAAUUUGAUUGCUCCCUGUAAUGCCAAUUGCAGCUGCUUGCGGUCCUACUAUUACCCCCUCUGCGGAAGUGAUGGGAUCCAGUACUUUUCUCCCUGCUUUGCAGGCUGUUUAACCUCGGUUCCAAACAGGAAACCAAAGGUAUAUUACAAUUGUUCCUGUAUUGAAAGGAAAGUAGAGAUCACAUCUACUGCAGAAAGCACCGAUUUUGAAGCUAAAGCUGGAAAAUGCGAAACUCGGUGCACAAACUUGCCCGUAUUUCUUAGUAUUUUCUUCAUUAUUGUUGUCUUUACCUUUAUGGCAGGUACUCCGAUAACUGUGUCUAUAUUAAGGUGUGUCAAUCACAGACAGCGGUCUCUAGCAUUAGGGGUACAGUUCAUGGUACUGCGAUUGUUAGGCACAAUACCUGGACCAAUUAUAUUUGGUGUCACAAUAGACAGCACAUGUGUUCUGUGGGAUGUCAAUGAAUGUGGAAUAAAAGGAGCUUGUUGGAUUUAUGAUAACAUCAGGAUGGCCCAUAUGCUGGUAGCCAUAAGUGUUACUUGUAAAAUCAUCACCAUGUUCUUCAAUGGACUUGCAGUUGUCCUCUAUAAACCACCACCGCCAGGCACAGAGGUGUCGUUUCAGAGUCAGAAUGUAGUUGUGUCUACUAUUUCGAUAGAAGAGGACUUCAACAAAGCAGAAAAUGAAGAAUGAAAAAGGAAAAGAGGUUGUAAGAACACACCAUGCCAAGGCACCAUUGUCUAGUCUGUGUAGACCACCACUUAAAAACCCAUGUUCUACAAUUGCGGGUGUUUGUUUCCUAGGUACAGAUUCCUAUUUUUGUUAUAAUGCAGACAAACAAAACAAAACAAACAAAAAACCCAGGCCUGUGCCUUUCAAGCUCACCAAAAGCCACAAUCCACACCGAAAAAAUUCUUAUUUGCUCCCAUUUUCUAGCUGUGAAGUCAUCAAGGAGUAACAAGAAUAUUGACCAGCAACCAGUAAUUGAAAGUUUACACUAAAAAAAUAUAUGUGCACAAACUCAAAACAUCAGUUUUUGUUUGUUUUGGUUUUUGUAAGACAGGGCCUCACAUAUCCCCAGAUGCCCAGGAACUCAGGUAGCCAAAGAUGACCUUUGAUCCCUGAUCCUCUUGGCAAUACAUCUCAAGUAUUGGGGUCAUAAGUGUAUGUCACCACUACUGGCUCACACUGAUAUGUUUUUAAAUUCUUUCUAUAAGUAGUUACAUUUUAAUGUUCACUAUCAGUAGUUUGAAUUUGAGAAUUUUACAACAACAACAACAAAAAAAUUAAGCUAAUCAAAUUUAUUUGAUUUUUGGAGCUGGUUAUUUAAAACUCAUGAAAUUCAAGGCAGCUUUACAAUGUAAUUUGUUUUUACAUCUCCUUUUCUGCCAUCUAUUUCCAUAGUAAGUUACCGAACUGGUAGAAUGUAGGAUAGUUAUCUUGUUUGUGUUCCAGCACCCUGCCACCUCAGAAAUAUCAGCAUUGACUACAUAUAUUUUCAAUUCAGAAUAAGAUUUCUAGGAGGUGAGUCAUUAAUAUUGUUGAAUUUUAACACUAAAACUUAUGAUUCUGUGAUAGUAUUAUUUAAUUACAUAUUUUCAGAGGAACAAAACAGGUCCAGUAAUAAAAAACUACCACCUAGACAUGGCAAAGUCAUGUCACAAUGCCUUAUGUAUCAUAAAAUGCUUAUGUAUUGCAUGCUUCAAAUUUUAGUUUUCAAAUUAAUCACUUAGCACAUUACUUAUAGUAACCAAAAUAGAGUUUCAUUUAACAGGCAUUAGAUGUUGUUAUUUAAGUAAAAGUUUAAAUUCAAUAAUGCAUUUACUGGAAGCACAAGUAUUUUAUAUGCUUGACGUCAUAGGAACAAAAUCCCAUCUGUGUGGGUUCCUGACAAAUUUACAUAAAGUACUGAGGUGAUCAGUCAUUUAGCAUCAGGAAAAAUAACUUAUUCUUGUGAAUACUAUUUCUAAUUAAGAAAAGUAUUGAAGGGCUAAGGAUGUAGCUGAGUGCAAGGUCUGAAUUUGAUACUUGGUGCUAAAAAGAUCCACUCAAAACUAAGGGUGAUAAUAUUUGAAUUGUUUUUGCAAAUUCAAGCUGCUGUUUAAUAAGGUUUGUUAUCAGGUUCCCAAUCAGCCAGCCACUCCCUACCCCCCUUUAGUUCUUCAUAAACUCCGUGUAUCAGGUUCCCCAUCAGGACAACGCAAGUCCAAAGAAAAGACCAGGAAGAAAGUCAGAGUCAGAAGCACUAGAAAUCGCAGAAUUUAUGUUGCUGUGUCUAGUGUAAUCUGUGUGGUCAAGGACUUCAGAACCUAAUAUCGCUUACAAGCUUAAAUUCAAGAAGGAGGGAUGAGGUAGGAGUUAAACUUGGAAGCACCUUGAAUAUGAAAUAAAAGGUGCAGUCUCAGGAAACAGAGGUCUAGACCUACUUAACUCAGGAACAUUUACGAACCAAAAAUCCACUUAAAAAAUACAGCCCAAAUUCAGGAAUUUGGGAAGCAGACAAUUUCUGUCCACUCAAGGGACAACACAAGAAAGACAGGGAAAUACACAUGAUACCUCAGGUGAGCAUAUUCAUCCCCAUCUACCAGGCACAUUUUAAAUACCGCCUCCACUGUGGCCAAGGGCAAUAGACUUUCUUCAGCCCGUGUGUGGAAGCAUGGAAUCCAGUGGGAAGCCAUAACAUAAUGGCAUACUUGAGAAGUGCAGUGGUAGAAACAUGAAACAAGAACAAGGAAGAAAGCAAACUAUCCAUACAUACAGAUGAGUGUCCUGCCACUUAGAGAGAAGGAAAAAAAAAAUCCUAAACAUAGAAAUAGUCUGACAAACAGGUCAAUAGACAGUUGGCAACCAUAAUGAAGUGUUCAUCAAACUGAUGUUGUCUUCAGCAUACUCAGUUUUGAAGUAUUCCUUUUAUAUUUUUUUUAAUAAACUUGCAAAUGAAAAUGUUUAAAGGGAACCAAUAAUUUUGGUACUUGCACAUACAAUUUAGAAAGGAUACCUCCAUUCGUAAGAGGGUAAAUACACUACUGUAAUCUUCAUUGUUUCUACUUGUAAAUUCAUGCAGAUUAUAUGUGUCAGAAUGCUGCUUUUAGAAUACAUUUCCAUAAUAUAUAUUUGCCACAGCUUAUAAUUAUUUUAAAAUAACUUGCAGGUGGAUCUGCUGUAAUUUUGUACAUAUCUGAACAUGUCUUAAAAUUUGUAACAUUUUAAUUUUCUUAACUGCAUAAAAUAGAAAUAUAAAAUUCAUACACAUGAGAAAAUUGUAUAUAUUUGACUUUGCUAUGUAAAUUGAAGGAAGAUAUAAAUAAAAUAUAGACCUAUUUUCUUCGUCACAAACAACUCUGUGAAUAAUUACUACAUGUAACUUUUAUUAAAUCACACUAUUUGUAUUACAUUGUUUUAAGUGUUUGAUUAUCUUGGGUUUUUCAUUGCUGAGACAAAAAGUCAGACAACUAAAGCAAGUAAAGGGAGAAAAGAUGUACUUUGGCUCCCAGUGUGCGAUUAUAGUCUAUCAUGGCACAGAAGACCCAGCAGCAGGGCCAUGAAGCUGCUGGUCACGUGACAUCAUGUCAGGAAGCAAAGAGGUGCUUGUGCUCAGUAUGCUUUCUCUUUUUUAUUCAGUCUAGGACCCCAGCCCCUGAAAUGGUACUGCCCAGAUUUAAGGUAGAGCCUCCCACCUCCAUUAACCUGAUCUGGAUUAUUCCUUACAGACAUGACUGGAUAUUUGUUCCCAUGGUGAUUCUAAAUGCCAUCAGAAUGACAAUCAAGGAUGACGAUCAUGCACAAUAUCUUAGAAAAAAUAACUUCAAAGAAAAGACAUAUUUGACUUACAGUCUUAAAGGUUUAGUCCAUGGCCAUUUGGCUGCAUUGUUGCUGAGGUUAUGGUGAGUCAGAGCAUAAUGGUUGGGGGCCAAAUUGCUUUCCUCAUAAUGGCUAGAAGGCAGAAAAAGAGAGUAGAACAGGUGGUAUACAAGUACACCCUUCAAGGGCAUGCCCACAAUGACUGACUUCCUCUAAUUUCUUAGUUUCAACCACCUUCCAGGAAUGGCCCCCAACUUGCAAUCAAAUACUUCAAGGACAUUCCAAAUCCAAACUAUAACAUGAGCCAGAUAGUCUUUGAAAGACAACUUAUCUUUAUUUAUGAACCUAAACACGUUUUGUGAAUGGUAAAAGGAAAUCAAUGUGCUUUUGAACUUGGUGAAUACAAUCCAGUGACUUUGUAUCUUAGUAAGUAUAUAUAAUUCAAUAAAAAUUGCAUUCAUUACCAUACUAGGAGAAUUAUCUUACACCAUAAUUUACAUGUUUGAAAAAUUCAAGAAUAAUACAUAAGGUUUUGUGCAUACUUUUGUAGAUGUGAAUUUUCUGCUAAUUGCAAAAGUAACAUUUCAUCUUGGUUUAUCAAAAUGCCCAGUACAGUUCUUGGAAAGAAAUCAUGUUAGACAUUAAUGGUCUUUAUGUUCUCUAAAUCCUAUCUAUGAUUAAUUGUUUAUUUGUCCUGGAUCAUUACUCCUUUCCAAUCAAGAAGAGUUUUUAAUUCUUCCCUUUUAUUCCACUCCUGCUUGUCUAUUGAUGAGUCUUUAAUUUCAAAUUUUGUUACCUUGAAACAAAUGUGAAUUGUUGUAAGUUUCUAU